GAAAACAUCUUUAUCAUGUAGUUUGUGUGUGGACGAGCAAACAGGACAGACGUAGCGAUGUCACGACCCGUUCUGUCGACGCAUGUGUUGGACACAUCGACGGGGAGGCCUGCAGCCGCGCUCUUUGUCGAAUUAUACAAGAAGAAAGAAAAUUCAUGGGCUCUCUGGCACAGCACAACGACUACUAGUGAUGGCAGGAUACAGUUUCCGUUCACAAACGACUCGAUGUCGGGAGGAACAUACAAGCUGAUGUUUAAAGUCGGAGAUUAUUAUAAAAUGCUCGAUAAGGAGACGAUAUACCCCUUUGUUGAGAUUACGUUCACCACCAAAGACGGCGAGCACUACCACAUCCCGCUGCUGCUGAGUCCGUACGGAUACUCCACCUACAGGGGAAGCUGAUCAUCACGACGUUACCAAUAAACUUUAUUAUACUUUCUUUUUUUA
Spodoptera frugiperda (fall armyworm) is the source of this 444-nucleotide messenger RNA. RefSeq names its product 5-hydroxyisourate hydrolase. Gene Ontology annotation, molecular function: hydroxyisourate hydrolase activity. The coding region runs from base 58 to 399 and encodes 113 amino acids. The record is from RefSeq and is a predicted model, not a curated record. The transcript is spliced from 2 exons. Gene Ontology annotation, biological process: purine nucleobase metabolic process. NCBI's taxonomy places the organism in Eukaryota, Metazoa, Arthropoda, Insecta, Lepidoptera, Noctuidae.